AUGGCAGCUCUAAAAGCUUCACUUCCAAUCCUAUCGUUCUUCUUGUUGCUCUCACUAUAUUCCAACACUUUCAUCCACACAGCUCUCGCCGAUGGCGUCACUCCCGAGGAAGCUAAACAGCUCAGGGACGAGGUUAGGGAAAUGUUUUAUCAUGCAUUUAAUGGAUAUAUGGAGCAUGCUUUUCCACUUGAUGAAUUAAGGCCUCAGUCUUGUGGGGGUGAAGAUUCGCUUGGUGGUUAUGCCUUAACUUUGAUUGACUCCUUGGACACACUAGCUUUACUUGGUGAUCGAGACCGCUUUGCUGCCUCUGUUGAAUGGAUUGGUAAAAACCUUCAGUUUGAUAUAAAUAAGACAGUAUCUGUUUUUGAGACUACCAUCCGUGUCCUUGGGGGUCUACUCUCCGCACAUCUUAUAGCCAGUGAUUAUGCUACGGGCAUGAAAAUUCCAACCUAUAACAAUGAGUUACUUAACUUAGCUGAGGAUCUAGCCCGGAGGUUGUUGCCUGCAUUUGACACUCCUUCAGGAAUUCCUUUCGGAUCUGUCAAUCUGAUGCAUGGAGUUGAUGAACAUGAAAGCAAGAUAACAUCAACAGCCGGUGGUGGGACUUUGACUUUGGAGUUUGGAGUGCUCAGCCGAUUGACAAAAGAUCCCAUUUUUGAACAAGUUACCAUGAAUGCAGUUCGUGGGCUUUGGGCUCGCCGUUCAAGGCUCAAUUUAGUUGGUGCUCAUAUUAAUGUUUUUACAGGUGAAUGGACACAGAAGGAUGCUGGAAUAGGAACUAGUAUCGACUCUUUCUAUGAGUAUCUUCUAAAGGCUUAUUUAUUAUUCGGAGAUGAAGAGUAUCUAUUCAUAUUUCAAGAAGCGUAUGCUGCUGCUAUGCACUAUCUUUACAAUGAUCCUUGGUACGUAGAGGUAAAUAUGGAUUCUGCUGCUGUUGUCUGGCCAUUAUUUAACAGUUUACAGGCAUUCUGGCCAGGACUUCAGGUUUUAGCGGGAGAUAUUGAUCCUGCAAUUCGAACCCAUACUGCCUUCUUUAGUGUGUGGAAAAGAUAUGGUUUCACUCCAGAGGGCUUUAAUCUUGCUACGCUCAGUGUUCAGCAUGGGCAAAGAAGUUAUCCACUGCGUCCAGAGUUAAUGGAGAGCACAUAUUGGCUCUACAAAGCCACUAGAGAUCCCAAAUAUCUUGAUGCUGGACGAGACAUGGUUGCCAGCUUGCAGUACAGUGCACGAUGCCCCUGUGGAUUUUGUCAUAUAUCAGACGUUGAGUUCCACAAGCAGGAAGAUCAUAUGGAGAGCUUUUUCCUAGCAGAAACAGUUAAAUACUUGUGGCUUCUUUUUGAUUUGGCUGUGGGACCAGAUAACCUUGUUGAAAAUGGGCCAUACAAGUACAUCUUUAGUACCGAAGGCCAUUUAUUGCCUGCAACCCCUGAAAUAUCUCUUGUGCAGGAACAUUGUUCAUAUUUUGGGGCUUAUUGUAACACCGGCAACAUGCGAAAUGAAUCUCAUGCAUCAGAUGUUGCAAGUAAUCCUCAAGAAACUAAUGAUGGUAGCUUACAUGGAAGAGUUCGCACUAGAUUUCCUUCAGGCUCCACUUUUCCUGAUUCAACCCCUAUAUCAGGAUUGAUAAAAGGUGUUUGCCCAGGACUAACUCAUGGGCAAAAGUUCGGUAUAUCAUAUGUGGCAUCCAGCCACAGAGCUCAUGAGGAGUCCAGGAACCAAAGAAAACCAACUGUUGCAGAGAGCCAUUCACUGGUGGUUGUCCCAGGCCAAACUUCUGAGGAUACACCUCAAAAACGAUGA
Messenger RNA from Prunus armeniaca (apricot), 1800 nucleotides. NCBI's taxonomy places the organism in Eukaryota, Viridiplantae, Streptophyta, Magnoliopsida, Rosales, Rosaceae. The record is from the annotation of a GenBank genome assembly.